AUGUCGGUCGAGCAAAACCCUACCUUGGAGAAGGACAUCGGUCCCGAGACCGAGAGCAACGGAACUGGAAAUGCUCCCCUCAGGCACGAGAUGACUGCGGAGGAGACGGCUAGAGCUGCUGCGCGCUUCGGCUAUGGUCCGAUGGCUCACGUCAACACCGCCGAGGCCAACUUGCGUCCCUUCGGAGGAGAGUUCCAGCCUGGUCUGUACAAGUCGGUCGAAGGUCGCAAGUUCGCCAACCCGGCUCCUCUGGGUCUCUGCGCUUUCGCCCUCACCACUUUCGUCCUGAGCGCGGUCAACAUGGGAACCCGGGGUAUCUCCGCGCCCAACAUCGUCGUCGGCCUGGCUUUUGGAUAUGGUGGUCUCGUUCAGCUGCUUGCUGGCAUGUGGGAAAUGGCGGUUGGAAACACUUUCGGUGCCACUGCUCUGUCUUCUUAUGGUGGUUUCUGGAUCUCCUUCGCGAUCAUUUUGACUCCCGGUGGAUUCGACAUCGAGUCUGCGAUUGAAUCGGCUGGCGGUGCUCCGAUGUUCUACAACUCGAUGGGUCUCUUCCUCAUGGGCUGGUUCAUCUUCACCACCAUCAUGCUGUUCUGCACCCUGCGCUCGACCGUUGCAUUCUUCCUGCUGUUCUUCUUCUUGGACUUGACCUUCUUGCUCCUGGGUAUUGGAUACCUGCAGCGCAACGAUACCAACGAGGUCAACACCCCUGUCAUCAAGGCCGGUGGCUUCUUCGGCUUCCUGGCUGCUUUCGCUGCUUGGUACAACGCCCUGGCGGGUAUUGCCGACAGCAGCAACAGCUUCUUCAUCAUCCCUGUCGCCCACUUCCCGUGGUCUCCGACCGCUCGUUCUCGCCAGAAGACUGCUCGCGAGACGGUCUAAGGGGGUGCAGUACUCGUAUAGUCCCAGGCCCUGCAAGCGGCCUUGCUAUGUUCCGAUGAACAUGCCAUUGUUAUAAUUCUGAUACCCAUUCAUGUAGGACCGUCCUGUUUAGCGAAUGGUUCGCAGUGUCGGCCUUCGCACGGGGUUGUUGUCCGGUACAUUAAUUGUUUUGUCACUGUUGUUGAUUCCAACUGGAUAUGGAAAUAACCGAUCGGGUAAUAAUGAGGCAGUCCGCUGUCGUGGACGAUGAUUUGGAGUUUUGUUUUUGAUAUGCACAGUUGCUCAAUGAAUGAUUCGAAUGACUAUGAUGGAAGUGAUUUUAGCAAGUGGUUGAAUUGGUGUAGGGUGUCUGACUUACUGCAGCAAGCAUUACCUGCAGUCAUCCGUAUCAUGCGUGUCAGCGAGUCUGCUUGUGGCAAAUGACUAUCGACAUACGCUUGACCCGGCGAAAGAUUAUAGAUCGAGCUUGCGGUAGGUUGCUGAAAGUGUUGU
Messenger RNA from Aspergillus aculeatinus CBS 121060, 1371 nucleotides. Its product is annotated as acetate uptake transporter family protein. Gene Ontology annotation, cellular component: plasma membrane. The record is from RefSeq and is a predicted model, not a curated record. The transcript has 3 exons. Bases 1 to 879 code for a protein of 292 amino acids. Gene Ontology annotation, molecular function: acetate transmembrane transporter activity. Lineage: Eukaryota; Fungi; Ascomycota; Eurotiomycetes; Eurotiales; Aspergillaceae.